AUGGUGCUGUUCCCCCUCCUUCUCAUGCUGCUAGCGACAGCUUCAGCGCCCUCCGAGGCCAAGUGUGUGAUGACACAGACGUGCGUGAACCCCGACAACGAGCCAGACUACGACAAGUGUAUCCCCGAGGCGCACAAGGGACCUGCAGAACCGCAGUCCAUGACUGGAGAUGGCUGGCCGAGUGUUGUCGGUGGUGGCAACUGCACUACCGCUACCGACUGUAGUGGCAAAGGCCAAUGUAUCAGCGGCGCAUGUGUAUGCCGCAGAGACGGCAUGGCUGCGGGUCCUCACUGCGAUCAGUUUAUCAUCCAAUGCCCUGCCUACAAAGACAGCGCCUGCUGCUCGUGGCAACAGAAUCAAGCGAUGGCCGAGAACUUCAAGUUGGUAGCGAGUGUCUUUGGCAAGAACAGCGCCGGAGGUUGCGACGCCUGUGCCGCCAACCUCAUGAGUCUAUGGUGCGGUCUAGUCUGUUCUCCCGAGCAGGAUCAGUUCAUGCAGAUGGCUCACGAGUGGCCGAGUAAUAACUACCGACCGGACCCCAUGACUGGCAAGGAGAAGGUCAAGGUGUUGGAGCUGAAUGUAUCACUAGCCAAGGACAUGACCUGUGCAAUCUUUGACUCCUGCAAGAACACGGCUAUGGCGUCCAUGGCGGCCGCAAUGAAGUCAUCGUUGGGGUUUCUAAACUACCAGAUGCAGGUGGGAGCGGUGGGUCACGGAGAAUAUAUCACAAUGGCAUUCAACGCGAGCAAAGAUCAGUCGUUCGACCAUGACGUCCUCAAGUGCUCAAACUACUCUGAAGUUGCUGGCAUCCGUGAGACGCUCCCAAGUCAAGCUCAACUGCUGGAAUCUAUUGCGUCCAAGUCGACGGACGACAAGCAGUGUCCGUGUGGUGCAUGCCGAGCGACGUGUGAUACCCAUACGAGCUCGGGUAGCCACACCCACGUCGUCGACGACCCCAUCUCAGUGUUCGCUGGCUUCGACACGAAGCUUGUGGCUGCUGCCUACGGACUACUCGUGAUCCUUGCGUUUUCAUGGAGUAGAUGGAGAAAUCAUUAA
Molecule: messenger RNA, 1056 nt
Organism: Phytophthora infestans T30-4
Lineage: Eukaryota; Oomycota; Peronosporomycetes; Peronosporales; Peronosporaceae
Exons: 1
Coding region: 1-1056 (351 amino acids)
Source: RefSeq, a predicted model, not a curated record